AUGGAAGCUGUGGAGCAGAACAAUAAUGGAGGUUUUUUGGGAGAUGGCGUGGAUUGGCUUUGGGCUUUGGAUCCUGUGGGCUGUGGCUGCUUAUUCUUGGACACUGGGUUGGGCCAGUCACUCUGGAGUGGAUGGAGGAUGGGCUUGACUUGGUUCAAUGGACCUGCCCGGGCCCGGGCUGACUUCGUGGAUUUCUAUUCAACUUCUUCUUCAACAUAUUUGGAAGGAACAGGAGUGUAUCCUGGGCACGGGAUCCAGUUUGUUCGAAAUGAUGCAAAGGUCUUUCGAUUUUGUCGAUCUAAAUGCCACAAAAACUUCAAGAUGAAGAGAAACCCUCGCAAAGUUAAGUGGACCAAGGCUUACAGGCGGGUGAAUGGAAAGGAUAUGACUCAGGAUUCGACAUUUGAAUUUGAGAGGAAACGGAAUAGGCCAGAGAGAUAUGACAGGAAUGUGGCAGAGGAGACUCUCAAGGCCAUUAAGAAAAUUGAUAAAGUCAGAGUCGACAGGGAUGCCCGACAUCAUGCAAAGAGAAUGAAGGGAAAGAAGGCCCAGGUGCUAAUGGAAGCUACAAAGGAACUGGAACAGAGCAUCCACAUGGUCAAAGCUCCUGCUGCUCUCCAAAAAGAUCCCUCGCACACAUUGCCAAAGGUCUCUCAGAAGCAAACAGUGGACCGGAUGGUAGAAUAG
Fraxinus pennsylvanica is the source of this 687-nucleotide messenger RNA. Lineage: Eukaryota; Viridiplantae; Streptophyta; Magnoliopsida; Lamiales; Oleaceae. The record is from the annotation of a GenBank genome assembly.